AUGGCUCCACGAAGGUCGGAUUCGGCGAGGAGAAGCUGCGUGGACGGCGGCGUUCGGGGCCCCGACUUUCGGAGCGCGGGUUCGGCAGGGCGCCGCCACUCCGCCGCCGUGCUGCCGUCCGUACUGACGUUCCUGGUAAUCGUCGCAUCCGGAGGCCUGCUCCUUAUGAUCGAGAAAGGAAUGCUCAACGGCGUGGAGACGCCUCCGCCCCGGGGAAGCAAGAGGUUAGAUGUCGGCCGGCUCACGGGCCAGCCAGAGCGGGUGGCGGAGGACGUGGAGUCGCAGAUCCUCCAGGACAUCCGAAAUCGGACCCUGUCGUCCAUGUGCGGCCAAAAGAACAUGCCGCACAGUGUGUGGUCGCUGACGCCACAACAGAGAAAGACGCUGCUGCAACACGUACUGGUCAACGAUGAGUACCACUUCCUGUACUGCUACGUCCCCAAGGUGGCCUGCUCCAACUGGAAGCGCGUGCUGAAGGUACUGGGCGGCGCAUUGGAGAGUGUGGACGUCAAUAUCAAGAUGGACCACCAGCGCGACCUGACCUUCUUGUCUUCGCUGAAACCGGAAGGCAUCCGCUACCGGCUACGCCACUACUUUAAGUUCAUGUUUGUGCGCGAGCCUAUGGAGCGCUUGCUUUCUGCCUACAGGAACAAGUUUGGCGAGAUCGAGUCGUACCAGCGCAAGUACGGCUUGGAGAUUGUCAAGCGCUACCGCAAGAACCGCGGUGGAAAGAGCUCGCGUGGCGACGACGUCACCUUCGCCGAGUUCGUCCGCUACCUCCUGGAUGAGGACACCGAACGUAUGAACGAGCACUGGAUGCCCAUGUACAACCUGUGCCAGCCCUGCGCGGUCAACUAUGACUUUAUCGGCUCCUACGAACACCUGGAACGGGACGCCGAGUUCGUGCUCCGCAGUGUCGGGGCACCGCCACAUAUUAGCUUCCCGCCAAGACAGUCGUGGUACAAACCCGUCACGGCGGAGACGCUGCACUACUACCUGUGCAGCCUCCCGCAAAAGCUUCUCAGAGAGCUCCUGCCCAAGUACAUUUUAGACUUCUCCCUCUUUGCAUAUCCACUCCCCAACACAACCGCUGAGCACUGUCGACAUUGA
Molecule: messenger RNA, 1110 nt
Organism: Nerophis lumbriciformis (worm pipefish)
Lineage: Eukaryota; Metazoa; Chordata; Actinopteri; Syngnathiformes; Syngnathidae
Source: RefSeq, a predicted model, not a curated record